Messenger RNA from Paramuricea clavata, 870 nucleotides. Lineage: Eukaryota; Metazoa; Cnidaria; Anthozoa; Malacalcyonacea; Plexauridae. The record is from the annotation of a GenBank genome assembly.
GUUACGACUCUGAAUUAUCCAGUGAAGGACCAAAGGAUUCGUAUCAGACGAGAGCCAAAAAAUUAUGUUCGUCGAGACGGUAAGUUCUUUUAUGACGAAUUAUUUUCAGAUUUAUAUGUUAAACUACUCUGGUACCAGAUCUGCACCAACGUUUUAAUAAGCAAGAGUACGAUUUUAACCUCCAAAUGCAUUAGGGAUUUAGGGUUUUAUCGGAUCCACAUAAAGCGCAUUGUUCCUCUCUCCUCCGCAGAGGCUUUUGUUUUCUUGGGACAUUUCACUACACUUUACGUGGCGGAUCUUGGUUACUAUAUAAAGCCUCUGCGGAGGAGAGAAGCAUUGUUCACUGUAUUCAACAAGUCAGUUUGCUUAUUUAAGAACCCCAACAGCGAGGUCAUAUGAUUCCAUUAUGAACCAUAAAGAUGACUUACAGUAUAAUGAGCAUUAAGUAUCAUCACUUUGGGUAAUAUUUCGCCGAACGUCCCCUCGCUCCGGGUCUAUAAACGAUAAACAUAAUACCCUAACUUCAAAGUGUCCAAUCAAAAUACAGCAUUUGUACCACGUGACGCUAUGAUUUUUACGGUCUUCCCCCAAAUUUAUGAUUGCGCAAUGCAGCACAAGGUAGCUACUGUCAUAUACCACAGUGUGAUAUUUCUCCGAAUCCCCCGAGUCUGUAAAUGAUAAGUAUAAUAUAGUGAUCACAUGCACUUUGUAUGAUUGUUCGUAUGUAUCCUGCUUUCUCAGAGUGUGAGAGGAACAAACUCGUCGACACAGUUCACGGAUUUUUACCGUUGCCGGACGAAGAUUACAAUGUGCAGUUUAUUAAGGACAGUGGAAAGUACUGGGUGAAAGUUAGUUGGGAAGCACCACUAG